Messenger RNA from Paraglomus occultum, 2937 nucleotides. The record is from the annotation of a GenBank genome assembly. NCBI's taxonomy places the organism in Eukaryota, Fungi, Glomeromycota, Glomeromycetes, Paraglomerales, Paraglomeraceae.
AUGCCCCCAGCCAAAAGCGAUGACAAUAAUACACCCAUCGUCGUUAACGUUCUGCCAUUAUCUAAUGAACAGUACAAGGCAUCACUUGUUAUCUUGGGAAUUACCUGCGCUAGCUGUGUAUCAAUAAUUGAGAAAACCAUCAAAUCGCUUCCAUCAGUUGUCGCUGACUCGGUCUCUGUAAACCUUCUCACCGGAGACACUCGUUUUAUUUUCACCAGUUCAACUCUCACUUCAUCUGUAAUUAGAGAUACGGUUGAGAGCAUAGGAUACGAUGUGGAGUCAGUUACCGUUAGUCAGUCCGAACUCAAGCACAAGUCGCUUGCUACUUCGGUUUUCAGCAAAGUCAGCAAACCCAAGGAUGAAGUUGACUUGGCUCCUGUAACCACUCGACUGGCUAUCACUGGAAUGACAUGCGCUUCUUGUGUCAAGGUUGUUCAAGACACUUUGGAAAAAUUACCAGGUGUAUUAACAGCCACUGUCAACUUGUUACUAAAUGAAGCUUCAAUAGAACAUGAAUCAAAUCUGACUGGACCACGUGAUUUGAUAGAUGCAGUCGAGAAUGUUGGAUAUGAAGUCAAGUUAGUAGUAGCGCAAUCAAAUAGAAACUUGAUGCAAGAGAGGGCAAUGAAACAAACCCAGCUACUCAAAAAACGAUUUUUUCUUUCUCUCGUUGCCGCCAUCCCUACAUUCGUCAUAUCAAUGAUUAUAAUGAUGUGGUUACCAGACGGCAAUCCAAUUAAAGAGAAAUUUGGUACUCAAAUUGUACCCGGUUUGGAUGUGGCUACCGUUAUUAUGUUUGUAAUCGCCACCCCAGUUCAAUUUUACCUUGGUGCUCCAUUUUAUGCGAAAGCAUACAAGUCAAUACGCUAUGCUCAUGUGGCUAACAUGGAGACGCUUGUUGCUAUCGGAACAUCUGUCUCUUAUUUUGGUUCCAUCGUCUCUGUAAUUAUAGCAAUCUCUGAGAAACGUGGAAAUUCUCAAGUCUCCUUUUUCGAGACAUCUGUGUUUUUAAUCACGUUUAUAUGGCUGGGCAAAUUGAUGGAAGCCAUGGCCAAAGGGAAAACAUUCGAGAGUAUCACGAAAUUAAUGGAACUGCAACCAGAAAAGGCAACAUUAGUGGAGACACAAGAAAAUGGCGAGGAAACUGAAAAGGAGAUUGAUUGUGACUUGAUACAAGUCAACGAUAUUCUCAAGGUCAACGCUGGAGCAAAGUUUCCCUGCGACGGAGUAAUUAUUCGCGGUGUCGCUACUAUUGACGAAUCAAUGCUCACCGGUGAACCGAUUCCAGUCGUUAAAUCCGCAGAGGACCAGGUAUUCUCUGCAACACUCAAUCUCAACUCGACAACUUGGAUCCAAGCGACACACGUCGGAACAGACACCACGCUCGCCCGAAUUAUUACGCUUAUACAAGAAGCACAAGCGUCAAAAAAGGCACCGAUCGAAGUAUUAGCUGAUAAAAUAUCACAAUACUUUGUUCCGGUUGUGAUACUUAUUGCAACGAUUGACUUUUUAAUAUGGCUCAUACUCGGAGCGACCAAUGCGUUUCCCAAAGAAUGGAUACCGGAAAGUCAGGGUUAUCCGGUGUUUGCGUUAUUCUUUGGUAUUUCCGUAUUGGUAAUUGCAUGCCCGUGUGCAAUGGGAUUGGCAUCUCCGACUGCUAUAAUGGUCGGCACGGGAGUGGCAGCCAAAUUCGGAAUACUAAUUAAGGGAGGUGGAGAAGCGAUACAAAUGGCUAGCCGUGUUAACACCAUUGCGUUUGACAAGACUGGUACUCUAACACAUGGUAGACCGGCCGUCGUCAACUGUAGAUUAUUCAUUAAUGAUCGAGACAAGGUGCAACAAAGAAAACUUCUACUACACAUUAUCGGACUGGUCGAGACGGCGAGCAAUCAUCCACUCGCCCUCGCCGUUAGUGAAAUGACUGCUCGCAAACUUGACGAAGCGGGAGAAACCGAUAGCGACGUUGUAUUAGAUGAAGUAACAGAACUGCCUGGAAAAGGAUUGCAAGCCACUGUUAGAGUAACGUCUUCACUAUCGUCCACGCUUGUUCCGCGCAAACCAUCCGAGCGUGCUCAAACUACAAAGUAUAACAUUUGUAUCGGCAGUUACGAGUGGGUUAAAUCUGUUGGUUUUUGUUAUCCGCCCGGCUUGUCUGAAGAGGAUACAGCUGAUCAAAUCCAAGAAUGGCGUGAACAAGGGCAUUCCAUCGUCGUAGCCGGUGCCACCGUGGUCGGAUCGAGCGAUCGUUUGAUAGUUGCGCAAUUUGGAAUUGCCGACACUAUUCGCCCAGACGCCGCUCAUACGGUGAGUCGGUUAAAAGGUAUGGGGAUAGAAAUAUGGAUGAUUACCGGUGAUCAUCCUACGGCAGCCAACACUGUCGCCCAAAAACUAGGCAUCGAUAAUGUCAUUGCUCAAGUGACACCAGAGAACAAGGCGGAAAAGGUUAAAUGGCUUCAGCGACGGGUAAGGAUAGUCGAAUCUUUGAAAACUGUGGAAAAAAAGACGACAAGGGAACCCGAAGGUGAUCAUGUUUUUGACAAGACCACCGGCAACGAGAGGCCAGUUGUAGCCAUGAUUGGCGAUGGAAUUAACGAUUCGCCCGCGCUGGCUCAAGCCGAUCUCGGAAUAUCAAUCGCAUCUGGCACUGACAUUGCAAUCGAAUCGGCUUCCGUUAUCCUCGCUCGAUCUACGCUAAUGUCACUUGUUACAAUGAUACAGUUGUCGCGGGCGAUAAUUAAAAGAAUAAGAAUUAAUUUCAUGUGGGCGUUUUUGUACAAUACUAUAGCCAUUCCGGUAGCAGCCGGUGUAUUCUUUCCUAUGGACAAGAAGAGUUUACCGCCCGAAUUGGCUGGUUUGACAAUGGUUUGUAGUUCGGUUAGUGUCGUGUUGAGUAGUUUACUGUUGAGGAGAUUCAAAGAGAAACGAUAUCAAUAUUAA